Messenger RNA from Sabethes cyaneus, 852 nucleotides. RefSeq names its product glycine N-acyltransferase-like. The transcript is spliced from 2 exons. Bases 1 to 852 code for a protein of 283 amino acids. Gene Ontology annotation, molecular function: acyltransferase activity, transferring groups other than amino-acyl groups. The record is from RefSeq and is a predicted model, not a curated record. NCBI's taxonomy places the organism in Eukaryota, Metazoa, Arthropoda, Insecta, Diptera, Culicidae.
AUGUCAUCCUCAGGCGUUCUGGAACAGCUAGACUGUUCCGAUCUAAGGCAAUUGAAGUUGAUUUUGCAAAAUAAUUUGCUAAACUACGAAAUUGCUUGCCGCACUGUUCAAAACUAUAUCGUGUGGCUUGACAAGGAACCUGAUUUAUCGGAAGAGGUGAAUAUUUUUAGUUUAAACAAAAAUUGGGAGAGUGAUGGAACGUUCAUAAUUCUGGAUUCCAUACAUUUGUACAUUCAUGCAUACAGCUUUUACGAUAACUUCGAUUCGUUGAAACAAUCACUGCUUUUACUGGAUUGGAGUCAUAGUUAUACUGUUUGUAUGCUUUCAACUAAAUUCAAGGAAAUCAUCUUGGACACUUUUCAUGAUCUCGGAAUACAAAUCGCACUAUUUACUGAUGAUUUCAUCUACCACCUACCGAAAGAAGUGGCAAUGAAAAUACAAAUCGAUGUUCCCACCGGAUUCCGUUUAGCUGCACUCGAAUCGCAUCACGCUGCCCAGAUUGACCGCAACUGGGAACAUCGAACUACGGGGACAGAGGCUUUCAUUCGACGACUGAUCGCUUACAAUGCAACGAUCGGUCUACUCAUCGAGUCUACCGAUCAGCUGAUCGGCUGGUGUUUGCAAUCAUGCUGCGGUGAAAUGGCUCUACUUCAUGUAGACCCCGAAUUUCGACGGCAAGGCUUUGGCUCGCUGCUGAUCAAAGCUUGCGCUAGACGCCUUGCAACCGAAGGUCAACCAGUCUACGCCAAUAUUACCUCGUCUAACGAGCCAUCCCAGAAACUAUUUCUGAGUGUUGGAUUUUUGCCACGGGAACGCGUUCAUUGGGUGGUUAAUGAAGCGAAAAAGAGUUAA